ACUUUUAUGGUGAUGAUGAGCUUUAUGAACAUUGCAGAAGUAGUCAUGAACAGUGUCAUAUUUGCUUACGAGCUGGACUAGAAACUCACGGAUCCUACGUUAGUGGGCAGAGAGCAAAACAACAGGCUAGGCGGAUUGAAGUAAAUUUUAUAUCUUACGGUGAAUCAAGAUUUAGGAAUCGUCAGAGAAAUCAGGAAAGGCAAGUGUCAGAAAUUAGAAGUGAAAAUAGAAGUGAUGACAAUGAUGGUGGUGGAUCUACAAUUGAAGAAGCUGUUCAACAAAUACGGAACAUGAAUAUUUCAAGAUCAAACUCUUCUUCGAGUGGUGGUACAAAUGCCAAUGCAAGAGUAGUAAGACCACCUCCAGGUUUUGGUGUUUUGUCUCAUAAUGAAGUUAUCAGUCCACCAGAUGAACCACCCCCACCACCUCCACAAAAUGUCCAACGUAAUAGAACUCCUAAUCCUACUGUUUCUCGCGUGAGGGAUGAUGAAUUUCCAACAUUAAGUGCUGCAUCCAGGGUCACUAGUAACGCUGGCAUACCUCCUAGAAAUUAUAGUGAAAAGGUGCGUGGCAGCAGAUCAUUAGUGACCAAUAAGUCAAAUCCUACGUCGCAGCAACGAUCAACGUCAACUGGGAAAGGCAAAGCAUCAACAUCAAUCAUUCAACCCAUGCAAGGUUCAAGCAGUGGUUCUUCCUCAAAAGGAAAAGAGUUGGCACAUAUGAACACGGAAUUUCCCGCGUUGGAGCCUAGUUCCCCACCUCAGAAGACC
Racocetra fulgida is the source of this 770-nucleotide messenger RNA. The record is from the annotation of a GenBank genome assembly. Lineage: Eukaryota; Fungi; Glomeromycota; Glomeromycetes; Diversisporales; Gigasporaceae.